Arachis stenosperma is the source of this 2329-nucleotide messenger RNA. RefSeq lists its product as uncharacterized. Bases 1 to 1566 code for a protein of 521 amino acids. The transcript is spliced from 13 exons. NCBI's taxonomy places the organism in Eukaryota, Viridiplantae, Streptophyta, Magnoliopsida, Fabales, Fabaceae. The record is from RefSeq and is a predicted model, not a curated record. Gene Ontology annotation, biological process: proteolysis. Gene Ontology annotation, molecular function: cysteine-type peptidase activity.
AUGGCAUGUGGUUAUAAUCUUUUGCUUAAUCAAUCAAUUGUAGCCGCGGUUCAUGUCAACUCAGUUGCAGCUGUCAUGUGCGACCGUCACAUCCAGUUAUCAACUCCACUUCAAAAGAUCACGCAGAAGUCUAGAUUUUCAAAACUUUGCCAAGCCUUACUUGAAGUCGGACAACUACUACGAGAACUACAUCCUGAGGGUUUAGGCACUGUUUCCGUACGACUCCGAAAGCUGAAACAGGUACUUCGAGUGCAAGACGUUGCGGCGAUGGAAAAAGAACAGAUCAAGGAACCGGCUUCAUUGGCAGCUCCGGGAGCUUCCGCUACACCCUCCGCGCCUAGGGGUUCACAAUUGGAGAGGGAUUCGAAGGAACCUGAACACGCAAUCACAACCACGUCUUUGGCUGAACGCAUCUCCCAAAUUGGAGCUGACAUUGCCGACGUUAGAUUCGUUAUCCGAAACCAGAAGCUCCUAAAUGAGGAGUAUGUGGAACUGGUGAAAGAAAUGAUAAAUCAGCAAGCUUUAUCACCCCACAUUGGAAGUAACUCUCCAAAAGCGAGGAAGACCACCAUGACCGAAGGGACCAUUGGAAAAAGCGGAGGAACAUUAAGGACGUACAAGCGAAAGAAAAAUGCUACUCCCACAACAACUGGAACCGACCCUGACUAUCUCCCAAUUCCGACGCCGCCAUCUAGUCCAGAAGGCAGCACAUUCCGCUUGAAGCGCAGAAACAAACAGCGGCGUUCUGGAUCGACCCCUGCCCCAAAAGGAGAAACCCCAAAGGGAAAGAGAAAACUAUUUAACUCGGGGAGCAUUUCUAGGGUGGGCCAGAGCAAGGGAGAAAAGACUCACAUCACUAGCAGCUCCAUCCCAGCAGUCCAAUAUGCUGAGCAACAAAACUUUCUGCAGAUUCGCCAUGUCGAUAGGAGCCAGUGGGGGAAGGAGAUUGGGAAAAAUAUUCCCCGUGGUAUGCCAUUAACUUUUUUCCCCACCAAGGACAUGAAGAUUGUAGGCCUUGAUCUAUGCGUUGCGGCGUACAUAUUCAACACGAAACUUGACCAAGACGAGCUACUUGUUCGGAGCCCGCACUGCGCUAUUACCAGGGGUGCUCUCAGAACUCUGGAGCCAAGGAAGCCCGUGGUCGACGACGUGAGUACAAGCCUCAGUACAGCAGCCCCUGUGCUGAUUCUACUUGCCUGCAUGCUGGCCGGGAACUCCACCAGGAUUCAUUGGUUCUUGCCGACAACCUUCUCACAAAUUGCCACUGGAAGGGGACCAGUUCCUUAUACGACACUGAAGGCCAUUAGGGAGGAUUUUAUGGGCAAAGCCAACAAGGUCUGCAAGAUUUAUUGUCCCAUUUGGUGCGAUGGACAUUGGUUUCUGCUUGUGAUUGACGUCAUUCGCAAACAGCUUGUGUACCUGGACUCCCUUCCCUCAGAAGAUGACAGACCCAAGCGACUUCGGCAACUUAAAAAAGUGCUAUCUUUCUGGAGAAGCUGCUGGACAGUGAUGAUUGGUAUGAUGAACCAACAAAUCCUAGGAUUAUGUGCAGUGACUACGAGAUAAAGGCGCCUAAGGUCACCAGGCAGGACCCCGGAAGCAAUGAUUGCGGCCUGUACGUUGCGCAAUGGAUGAUAAUGUACCACCUGUGGAACUCGUACGAGGCUGAGAAAAUUACAGACUACAGUCAUAUGAGGCUUGCUGUUGACAUGGUGCUAAAGUACCAUAAUGACAAGCGCAUGGAGGUCAUCCAAGCUGCAUUGGAAUACUGGAGGAACUUAACCAACGGUUCCCCAGUAGCUGACUGACUCACAAGUUCACCUAAGUUUCUUUUGACAUAUGCUUGUUUGAAUGCUAAAUGGCCGAGAGACCACAGCCUUUUGUAUAAUAUUAUGUAAUCCAGCAACUUAUUGGAUUGUGCAAUGUUUCCUGGGAGUAGGUUUGGCAACCUUGUGUGGCUAUUCUCAUGCAACUCCUUGUGUAACCCAUGACACGUUUGACCUACACAGGUACGGUGUCAGGAGUUACAGAUGAGGUAUGACUGGAUAAGCACCUUUUAGGAACGCGCACAAAUCAUGCAGUUUCCAAAGAGUGUGCUUCAAAUACACUCGACUUUUGUAAAACAAACUAUAGUUGUCGAUGCUUUUUUAUAGACAUCAACUGUGUCUUUCGGACCUCUCUAAUUUCAUCAAGCAUAAUUUAGUAAACCAUCAUGUACUGGCUUUCAUAUCCAUAUUUGUUGCUCUUCCAUUUGAUGCGGUAGUUACACCUUUUUUUUUCUGGUUAGACCAAUACUAAACCAAUACAAUUAACUUUCGAAACUCAAAUU